Physcomitrium patens is the source of this 2231-nucleotide messenger RNA. RefSeq lists its product as uncharacterized. The record is from RefSeq and is a predicted model, not a curated record. NCBI's taxonomy places the organism in Eukaryota, Viridiplantae, Streptophyta, Bryopsida, Funariales, Funariaceae.
AGCAAUCGCUGGCGCAAGUGAUCGCCUCUUGUGUCGAAGCGUCGUGUUCUUUAGCUUCUGGAUUCCUUUUCGUGGUUUAUGCAUCUGCACGUUGACGUUGAGCGUGAUCGCUUAGUACUCUGGGAUUAUAGAAUUUCGCAGCUCAAUUUUUGUUUAACAGUUCAUCGAGUUGGCUUUUCCUGCAAUAGAGUCGCCUUCACUUCUCGCUUUUUCAGUCCAGCUCGAAUGCUUUUCUUCAGAGGAGUGCUGUGAUUGCUCUUGUGUAGUUGACCAAGAGAAGGUCAAAUCUUAGAGUUGUUUCGAAGAUGGCCAAUGAGGAGAGUAAUCGCGGCUCUCAAUAUUCGCCUUUUGUGGCCUUAAUCUAUAUCUUCAACUUGAUGGUAGGCACUGGCUGUUUGGCUCUUCCAUCAGUAUUACUGAAAGGAGGUUGGAUAAUAAUGUUAACACGAGUCUGCAUGUUACGGUGGACAUGCUCACAGAUUUUGGGUAGCUCCUUUCUUUUCAUUGUCGCAUUCCUGAGCUAUGUAAGUGUGACGUUUGUGCUGGAGUCCAUGGCCACAGCAAAUGCUUUCAUCCAACUCAAAAGCAAAGACGGUCUCGAUGAAUCUCUGUUGAGUGAAGAGGCUGGACAUCGAGGGGAUGACUUUCCUUCUGAGGAGUCGCAAUCUCUGCACACACCCAAUGACGAAGGCAUAUUUCAGAUUUCAAGAAAGAUAGAGAUGGGGGAAAUGGCUGGUCUGUUCUUCAACCAAUGGGGUAUCAUUAUCUUUUACAGCGCCCUAAUCUUGUAUCUUGUCGGAGAUUCGCUCAUCUACAGCACAUUAGUUGCUCGAUCCUUGGCGCAAUAUUUUGCUAACCUCACCCCAGCUUCAUGGGGAUUUGGCCUGUUCCUGGGUAUCUUCUUUUGUUUCAGUUUACCUCUCUGCUAUUUCGACUUCCAGAAGACGAAGCUGCUGCAGAUAACAACUCUCGCUAUUCGAAAUAUUUCACUUUACACUAUGAUCAUUCUGGCAGCUAUAAAAGUCGUGAAGGGAGGCCGCCAGGACUCUGAUGUACCAAGUUUCAGCUUGUCAGCACUGCCAAACUUAUUUGGAGGGGCUGUCUAUUCGUUCAUGUGUCAUCACAGUUUACCUGGUAUUGUGACACCCAUGCGGAAUAAGUCACACUUACAGCGCAUUGUGGCAACGUCAUACGGCAGUGUGAUUGUUGUUUACAUACUGCUCUUCAUUUCUUGCGGAUUUGCUUUUGGAGUUACCGUCAAGGAUCCUUUGACGUUCAAUUUUCCUGCUGACCAGUAUGGUCUUGUCGGUAGUCUUCUUUUUCUUUUCCCAGUGUUUACAUUGUCAUCUACCUUUCCCAUGCUCUCCAUCACUUUGCGCAACAACAUUGACACCUUAAUCCAGUUCGUAUCUGACAAAGGUUCACAAAAAGGGGCGUCGUUACCACCACCUGAAACUAGCAGACUUCGUCGAACGAUCCUCACUUUGCUUGCUGUUGGGCCACCCACCUUGAUGAGCUACAUCGCUAAGCAUGCGAACAUUUCUGUGGACAGUUUGGUGGGCUUCACGGGAGCGUUUGCAGGAUGCGCAGUCAUGCUCAUCAUCCCUGCUGCCUUCGUGUACUGUUCUAGAAGGGCGUUCACAAAAGCGUGGAAUUCAAAGAAGGGAUCAAGGAUGUCACAGCCCACCAACUUCCACCACUCUCCAUUUGCAGGGCAAGGCUGGGUGAUUGCAGUGUUGGCAUGGGCUUUAUUGUCUCUGAUCUUCAACACGUAUGAGAAGUGGACGAAGUUACCAACAGCAUAGGAUUUAGUGUUUCGUACGAUGCACUCACCGGCCCUGAUCUCUCCAGCUCAAGCUACGGUUUAGAAUCAUCACUGUUGCGUAACUUUUGUCUUGUGGUUUAUCUAUAAGCUUGAUAGUUUGAAGAGAAAGGGAGAGUUUCAAUCAUAUAUUCUCGAUGGCUUGAAGCAAAUGGUCUCGACUUCUGGCUCCAUUGCAGGAUAUUGAGUAUUCAACACCAAUAGGGGCCAACCACCUUAUUUCAUGAAACACUUUUUUAAGAGCUCUCUUAAUGGCUCAUUGCAGGAAGCACUGUUGCACAGGUACGUUAAUUAGAAUUUCAGAGAAUUCUAAAGAAUUUCUAGCCUUUGUCGGUUGGGAGUUGUACAUUUGAUCAAGUAUACCUUGGAAAUUUAAUAGUUCUGACAAGUAGGAACACCUGAAGACUAA